AUGAAUAUUGCAAUUGCUACAAUGGUUCAAUGCUUUGAUUUUGCGGAAGCUGGAUCAGGCAUGUCAAUAACCACCUUGUCUCAGCAACUUCAGUGCCGGCCUGUGCUGAAAAGAUCAUCAUACACCCACCUUUGUCUCCCUCCAAGCCCACCAGCUCUUCCUCUUAUCGGUCAUCCUCAUCUUCUCAGCCCAACCGUUCACAACUUGGCCGAAAUUUCCUCCAAAUAUGGUCCUCUCCUCCUUCUCCGAAAUUGGAUCUAUGUCUUGCAUUCACGUUUCAUUGCUUCUGUUGCCACUGAAAUGUUCAAAAAACAUGAUAUCAACUUCUCCUUUCUCCCAAAAUCCGCUUUCCGGGAUACUAUACUCUUUGGAGAUUCAGGCUUCGUUGCUGCCCCAGAUGAAGAUUACUGGAAAUUCAUGAAGAAACUUUGCGUUACUCAACUACUUGGAGUGAGACAUAUUGAAAGGUCACUUAGUGUCAGACGUGAAGAACUUUUAUAUUGA
Molecule: messenger RNA, 504 nt
Organism: Mangifera indica (mango)
Lineage: Eukaryota; Viridiplantae; Streptophyta; Magnoliopsida; Sapindales; Anacardiaceae
Product: cytochrome P450 705A20-like
Exons: 2
Coding region: 1-504 (167 amino acids)
Molecular function (GO): oxidoreductase activity, acting on paired donors, with incorporation or reduction of molecular oxygen; heme binding; iron ion binding
Source: RefSeq, a predicted model, not a curated record